UCUGAGAGAAUCUGACUUGUUUCAGGUGAUCUCGAUUUUGUUUAAUCGAAACCGAAUUUCAAAUACGGCCAAAAAUUGAUUAAUACUUAUUGAUUAUUAUUUAGUAAAUCUCAUUUUCAUUCUUCCAAAAAAGCUAGUUGACACGCAGGUUAAGCGUGAUUAAAAGAAUCUAACGUUUGCUUUUCAGUUAUUUUAAAAUUAUGUUAGUUGGUAGACUAUUAUUUAAAAAACAAAUUAGACAAACUCUGAAACCGUUCGGAAUUUUUGAAGCAAUUUUUUCUUAACCUUCAUCAUUUUCCUCGUGAUUAAGCAGCUAUGUGUUCAACUUCCAUAUGUGAGAUUCCCUCAACAAAUCUUUGGAUUGUGCUUCUAGCAGUUUUCUCUGGGUUGCCACUAUCACAAAUUGUAAUCGGUAUCCUCUAUGAAAGACACUGCAAUGGGGAGAGUGAGUCCUAUCUGGUGGUUUGGAAUCUGGUCAGUGGGGUCUUGCUUCUCCUCGCCCUCCUCAUGGAACUGGUCUACUCUUGCACCAUGCGAGUGGUGCUAUACUACAAACAGAACUUGCCAAUUGGAGGAGGGGUUGAGGAUGGUGGGGGCAAGAGGGCUGUUAGCAGACACCCUAUAGUGCCCAGAAGAGUGGUGUACUAUCCGGCUAUGGUGGUGAUAUUCCAGAUAGCACUCGGAGUCUCAUCUGCACUGGGUCUCUACUCUGUGUUCAAAUACACUUGCACCCCCUUCCUCAACUCCUUCACCACAGCAGCUGUCUACUCCCACUUACUAGCAGUGCUCACUCUGCCCCCCUUCUGCUGUGUGAGCUACUCCUGGCACAGGGCGGAAGAAGAGGAUGCAGUCGCUUUUCUACAUGCAGGAGGUUCUCAGAACUCGCUCAACUCUAACCAAGAAGGAAGAAGUUCCACCAGUCACUUCUACGAGAGAACCACUCUGAGCAGAAAUGACAAUGCCAGUCAAGAUAACAAACACGACCACACCAAGGGGGCAAGAGUGUUCUUACGCGGGGUGAAAAUGGAGAAAAAUAAAGCGUUCCGACACUCAGCGCACAUCCGUCAUUCCUCCAGCAUCGACAACAUGAAAUACCAAUCUGCCUCCAAUGGCCCCUCAACCAACAACCCCCCAAUCUCAGCCAUGAACCCAAACUACACCCUGGAUGCACACAAUGUGACUUCCAGACAUAGAUUCAACACUAUGGCAGUCACAAGCCCCCAAUUUGGAAGGGGAGGCAACAUACCGGGGGGAGGGUUCUACGCAGGUGCUUUCAGCAACCCAGUGAACUCAGGCCAUUAUGAGAAUAUUGACGCCAGAUUAGCCUAUCUGGCAGCUCAGAAAGAUGUGGUGGGUGGAGUGAGUGUGACUCAUCGCGGAGUGAACCAAAGGGGACUGAGGGGGCUGGGAGGAGGUAUUUAUGCAGAAGAUCGGGCGUCACCCAAUCACUACUUGACACCACAGCAGAUUAAUCGAAGUUCGACUCCUAUCGACUUCCCCCCUCUGAGCUCCCUUCAAAAUAACCCGGUGCAGAACAUGAUACGAACAGGAGGGGGCAGCCGAUCUACCCUCCCCUUUCCCAUUGACAUUCCAAGACUUAUUGAACAACAGGUGUUGCAGCAGCAGGAAGCGAUGAGCGCUCAAAAAGAGCUGGUAGGCGCUAUAAUGUCACCAUCCGAAACACUGACCCCAAAUUCAGAUGUGGGACCUAAGCUAGUGCCCAACGGGUCGGCAGUAUGGGUCAAAGAAACUGAAGAAACCAAGGCUGAUGACGAAAGUGAUGACGUCAUCAUGACUCAUGGGGGUGUUGCUGACCAAUCAGAGCGCGAGAACCCGACUGCGAGAGACGACAAUGCUGGCCUAGUUGCGGCUGCGAGCAAACAAGCGACAAAAAAGAUCGAUCGACAAUCUGAUGUUUGAAAAGUGCUUCAAGCUUAUUAAAUAAUACUUGAAAAAGUAACAGAAGUCAUUGGUUCGUUUUUUACUUUGCCCAAAGUAACGUAAGAACGCAUUGUUUUCUAAUUGAAAAAAUAACUUAAACUAAGCGAUGCUGUCGUAUUUAAUUUCAACCUAUCACAUUUUAGCAUUUGAUUCAUGUUUUCAAAUUUUAAGAAAUGAAAUUUUGGGGCGAAUCAAGUAAAAAGACAAGAACUGCUUAUGGCGCUUUUUAAAACUCAAAGUAUAACACCAAAACCAUAAACUGAUAAUGAUGAAGCUGCUUAAAACAAUUUCGAUUGAGUCUUUUCUGUUUUACAAAAACUAACAAAUUGCUCAAGUUCUGCCUUUACUAAUGAUAUUCACUGAGAAUAAGUUCAGACUGAUCAGAUUUGAGCGUUAUGAUCCAAUAGUCUAAAAAUCAAAAAACCAGUUAAUGAGCUUAUAAUAUAAAAGACUAUUUAAAUGGUGCUAUGAGAUCCAGGUCAUAACGCUUUACUCUUAUAUGUUAGUCAUUCGAAAAUACGAGUUAUGGAGUUUAUUAACUAGUAGACCAAUCCGCAAAACAGUUUUUUUUGUUGAAUUAAA
Messenger RNA from Symsagittifera roscoffensis, 2523 nucleotides. RefSeq lists its product as uncharacterized. The transcript is spliced from 11 exons. NCBI's taxonomy places the organism in Eukaryota, Metazoa, Xenacoelomorpha, Acoela, Convolutidae. Bases 316 to 1920 code for a protein of 534 amino acids. The record is from RefSeq and is a predicted model, not a curated record.